AUGGCUUCUAGCACCCUCCAAGCUGCAGCCAAUGAGGCCCUCAACAACUGGAUCAUUCGUGAAGGCAUCAUCAAUGCGUGCAUUCAUGAGGGAAUCAACCCAGGAACGGCGCGGCAGACAUUGGAUAUCAAGCUGCCAGCGGCUCUAAUACAGACGUCCGCCUCAUUCAAGGAUGAUAGCCUUCGCUAUAUUCUGCCUGUCGUUUUGGUCACCAAGGAUUUGGUUUUUUUGGCUUCGCUUGCCCACGUACUACCUAUCAUCAGAACCCAACAACCCAUCGCCAACGCUGCUCUGCAAAUCACAUUGAACCAAGUCAGCGUUGGUACAAACAAUGCUCCAUCAUUUUCCGCGGUCCUGAGAGGCAAAGACUUACCAGUUCUUAUUGCUAUGAUCAACGGUCAUAAUUUUGGCCCAAUCAAUAGACCAUCCCACCUCCGCACCAACAAAGACAUGUUUACACACAUUGUCUUGAAGUUUAAUACUUCACAGCAAUUUUGGAACACCAAGGCGGCGAAGGAAACAAUAUUCAAUGGCGUAAAGGGUAUCAGAAAGAUCCCUGUCAAUACAAACGUUAUGGUCAGCGUACAACUCGAGAUUGCUGGAGGCUUAGGAUUAGAGCAAAUUUUAGAUAUCCAAACCAACACCAACGGAGCCGCGAUGACCCCAGUAGGUUCUGAAGCCCUAGCAACACAGGCAAAGGCAAAGGGCAUCAUCGAGUUACUAUCACAAUCACAAGACAACUGCAGACGGGCUAUGGGACAGUUCGCUCUUGCUGCAUACCUUUACGGCCGAGAUAUUAAAGGUGGCCGAACUGGUACUCAUCGGCCAAGCUGUGUCUUCAUGGUAGAGCUCUACGUCCUUGCGAUGCAAGUAAGUGAGGUUUCCUGGCAAAAAUCUGCCGAAAAUACCUCAGAGAAGGAUAGCUGGAGAGAUCACUCUUACAGAUUUGCCCUUGCUGCGCAGCAUGAGAGAGACUCUAUCGCAGCCCACCAAGCUUCUAUCGCGGUCCUCGGACCCCUCAUCGUCAAGUAUGCAAUGAACUACAUGGUUGGAAAUGUGAGCCUAGGUUAUCAUCAUACAGACGCUAUAUUGCGACAAGAGUUGCGGAGAUGGCCCGGCUGGGGUGUCUUCGUGGAGGCUCGCGAGGAGAUAUGGAGAAUGCGGAAGGCCAAGCUAGACCUUGAAAUUGCCCAAAUGGGAAACAAUUAG
Hymenoscyphus albidus is the source of this 1209-nucleotide messenger RNA. Lineage: Eukaryota; Fungi; Ascomycota; Leotiomycetes; Helotiales; Helotiaceae. The record is from the annotation of a GenBank genome assembly.